ACAACAAUACAAUAAUGCUGUUUGGUAUUAUAAUCAUACUGGCCGAUAUCAAAAUAAUUCUAAACAACUUUUACAAAAUAUUAAUAAUCUAAAAACACUUUAUGAAAAAGCUAAACGAGAAACAAAUAAAGCUAAAAAAGAAUAUGAAGAUAUGAAAAAAAAUAUGAAAAAGAACAAAAACUAUAUGGGAAAACUCAAGAAAACUUAG
Racocetra persica is the source of this 208-nucleotide messenger RNA. The record is from the annotation of a GenBank genome assembly. NCBI's taxonomy places the organism in Eukaryota, Fungi, Glomeromycota, Glomeromycetes, Diversisporales, Gigasporaceae.